This is a messenger RNA of Rhinichthys klamathensis goyatoka, 4203 nucleotides long. It is a transcript of the gene gli2b, whose product is annotated as GLI family zinc finger 2b. The transcript has 12 exons. The record is from RefSeq and is a predicted model, not a curated record. Gene Ontology annotation, biological process: regulation of transcription by RNA polymerase II; smoothened signaling pathway. Bases 240 to 4202 code for a protein of 1320 amino acids. Gene Ontology annotation, molecular function: RNA polymerase II cis-regulatory region sequence-specific DNA binding; DNA-binding transcription factor activity, RNA polymerase II-specific. Gene Ontology annotation, cellular component: nucleus. Lineage: Eukaryota; Metazoa; Chordata; Actinopteri; Cypriniformes; Leuciscidae.
CUCUCUCCUUCUCUUUUUCAGGCCCUCAUCACAUCUUCCCAACUUUCCAUUCUCCGAUCCCCAUCGACGUGCGUCACCAUGAGGGGAGAUACCACUACGAACCCCAUGCGCUCCACGCUCUGCACGGGCCUCCAGGGUUAGCGGGCAGCCCGGUGAUCUCCGACAUCUCCCUGAUCCGACUGUCUCCAGGGGGCGCCGGCGAGUCCUUCCUCCCUCCGCACUCAUACGUGUCUCCACACAUGGAGCAUUACCUGCGCUCGGCACACGCCAGUCCCACCCUGUCCAUGAUCUCAGCGGCCCGAGGACUGAGCCCUGCUGACGUGGCUCAUGAGCACCUGAAGGAACGAGGGUUGUUCGGUCUGCCCCCUCCGCCCCCCGGCGCCACCCCAGCCGACUAUUACCACCUGAUGACGGGCCACAGGAACCCGUACGGAGAGUUACUGAUGCAGGGAGCCGGGGCGGCUCAUCUGCCCGAAUACUUCACCCCGGUCGACGUGUCACGGUUUCCCAGCCCUCGUCUGACGCCCAGGUUGAGUCGAAAGCGAGCGUUAUCCAUCUCUCCGCUCUCAGACGCCAGCAUCGACCUGCAGACCAUGAUCCGAACAUCACCCAACUCUCUGGUGGCCUACAUCAACAACUCCCGCUCCAGCUCGGCCGCCAGCAGCUCGUAUGGACACCUGUCUGUCGGAGGAAUCAGCCCUUCGUUCCCGUUCCCACACUCCAUUAAUCCGGUGGCGUAUCAGCAGCUGUUGUCCCAGCAGCGAAGCCUCAGUGCGUUCGGACACACUCCACCGCUCAUACCGUCGUCACCCGCGUUCUCCAGCAGGAUCCCACUGAGCCUGUCCACCCUGCCCACACACACCGCCAGUGACAUCGACAGCAAGAACACAAAUGGAGACUCUGCAGUCAGCAGCACGGUAAACCCCCUGAACCACAAGAGGUCAAAGGUCAAGACAGAGUUGGACGGGCCGCGACCUGUGUCGCCGUGCUCUCCGGACCACCUGGGCGGCGCACUGGACCUGAAGGAAGACUUGGACGAGUGCAAGCAUGAGGCGGAGCUGGUGUACGAGACCAACUGCCACUGGGAGCGCUGCAGCAAAGAGUACGACACGCAGGAACAGCUGGUGCAUCACAUCAAUAACGAACACAUCCACGGGGAGAAGAAGGAGUUCGUGUGCCGCUGGGACGAGUGCUCUCGCGAACAGAAGCCCUUUAAAGCGCAGUACAUGCUGGUGGUUCACAUGCGCAGACACACCGGGGAGAAACCGCACAAGUGCACUUUCGAGGGCUGCUCUAAGGCGUACUCUCGUCUGGAAAAUCUGAAAACUCACCUGCGCUCACACACCGGAGAGAAGCCCUACGUGUGUGAGCAUGAAGGCUGUAACAAGGCCUUCUCCAACGCCUCGGACCGAGCCAAACACCAGAACCGCACACACUCCAAUGAGAAACCCUACGUGUGUAAGAUCCCGGGCUGCACGAAGCGCUACACCGAUCCCAGCUCGCUUCGGAAACACGUCAAAACCGUCCACGGGCCCGAAGCUCACGUCACCAAGAAGCAGCGCGGUGACCUUCCGUCGCGACCCCAUCCGCCUAAGGAAAACGGAGAGAACGAAGCGGGAACCAAGCUGUCGGGGCGAACGGCUGAAGAGAAACUCGAAGCCAACAGCACGACCAGAGUCGUCGAGGACUAUCUGCAGGUCAAGUCUAUAAAGACAGAGAACUCUAUGAUGUAUCAGUCCAGCCCUGGUGGUCAGUCAUCAUGUAGCAGCGAGCCGUCACCACUUGGCAGUGCCGCCCACCAUGACGGUGGAGUAGAGCCGAUGGGACUCAGCGGGGGCAGCAUGGGAGAUCUGAGUGCCCUGGAUGACGCGCCCCUUGUGGAUUCAACCGUCUCCACAGGGAUGUUGGGCCUCCAUCUUCGCAAGAACACCAGCCCUGCCCACAGACUCACGUAUCUGAAGCAAGAAAAGCUGAAGUCGGUGAGGGACUCGUGCUCCUGGGCAAACCCAACUCCUCCUGCCCCCAGCACCAAGCUUCCACCCAUCAAUACCAGUUCUUUAUUGGAAAGUUCUGGCAGUCUGUGUGAUCCAGGGCUUUCCAUCUCCAGCCCGCGCCUGGGCGAUCUUUGUCCUGGUGAGACUACGGUUCUAAGUCAACUGGUCGAGCGUCGGGACAGUCUGGCCAGCAACGUGAGCUCGGCUUACAACCUUAGCCGUCGUUCUUCCGGGAUCUCGCCCUGCUAUUCAAGCCGUCGGUCCAGCCAAACCUCACAAACUGGUGGGCGGCUUAACAUCAGCUCUACCGGCUCCUAUGACCCCAUUUCCACUGAUUUGUCUAGAAGGUCCAGUGAGGCCAGCCAUUGUGGAGGAAUCCCCAGUCUACUCAGUCUGACUCCUGCCCAACACUACAGACUCAAAGCCAAAUAUGCUGCUGCCACAGGCGGCGCGCCACCAACCCCUCUACCUAAUAUGGACUUUAUGAGCCUGAAGACUCGGAUGGCCCUAUUCGGGGAUUCCCAUGAAAUGUCCACACUCCCCAUCCAUCCCCCUUCAGUUCCCAGAAGGUGUAGUGAUACCAGCUACGCCAACCGUAGCGUCUUGCCCCAUGAGGUGACGGGAAACAUCACUCGCAGAGCAAGCGACCCAGUUAGAAGAGUAGGUCCAGAGCAGUAUUCCCUCCAGCAACGUUACAAUAGCAUGACCAAUGUGAACCAAUGUCCGUCGUUGCAUCAUCCUGGAUCCAGCCGACACUUUUCACAGAUCAACAGCCUGUCUGAGGGUAACGUAAACCGCCACCAAUAUCCACCCCGACCUCCUAGCAUUUCUGAGAACGUGGCAAUGGAAACCAUGGCGAGUGACAUGGACAACCAGAACAAUGAUGCAAUGAUGUUACACGAUGACAUUGUUCAGUACCUUACAUCUCAGAAUGGAGAUUCCACCCAACAUCCAGGGAUAACGUACCGCCACUAUCCUGGUGAAGGCCUCCAUGGCUUUGGGUCCCUGCAACAGUGUCAUUACCAGAGACGCCUGGCCUUGGUGGAAGGCAACACGAAUGGCGCAACACAACAAACGGCAGCUCCAAGCUCUCAGCAGACAUUCCCAGGUUCACCCAACGCCACUAAGAGCCAGAUGCCGGUGCAGUGGAACGAGGUCAGUUCAGGGACAGUGGAUUCAUCUCACAGCCAAACCAAGCAGGGAUCAGGGCGGGGAAACCUCACCGCACUCCAACAAAAACAAAACCUCAGCUCCUUUCAGAACGUCAACUCCAACCAACAAGUUGGGCUAAUGAGUCACAACCUCGCUCACGCUGCCCACGUGCAACGGAAUAACGAGUUUAAUUCACAGAGGGUCAACCAUAGGCAACCACUACGACAGGCUAACACAGAUCAGGAUAUCUUUCAGCAUGGUUACCAUGAGGGUUCUGCUUCAAAUGAUAUCAGUGGAGGUUUGCUGAGCCCGUCUGGUAAAGCGCUGACGGCACAGUCUGGCAGUGUCCAGAAUAACAGGGUACGAGCUCAGCCGGUGGCUAGUCAAAGCCAUGCCACUUUUCAUGGAAAUAAUCAUGGAAAUUAUUCCCAGAUGAGCAUCAACCAGCAAGGCUAUGUCAUUCCAGCCCAGAAUCCCACGCUGAACGGAAACCAUGGACUGCUACAGCCAAGGCCGCCCACAGAAGCCAAACGCUACAGCCGGCAGCUCUCGGUGCCAACGACAACUGCAGCGCAGCAACUUGGUUACCCACAAUCCAACUUUAGCCCUGCAUAUGACACCUCUGAGGCCAGUCCUAAAAAAUCGGCUGACGACACAGAUACCAAUGGUAUUUUUUACACUGGACAGAUUCGCAUGUUCGAGUCCAGCAGUCUUGAGAUGACAGAUGCAGUGCAAAUCGGGACCGAAAGCACAGUCAUGGGCUCCCCAGAAACAAAUCAGGUCUCGAGCACAGUGGAUUCAAACGGAGCAGAGCACCCGCAGAUCGACUUCGACGCCAUGCUGGAUGACGGCGACCACUCCAGCCUCAUAUCAGGAACUUUAAGCCCCAGCCUCCUCCGCAGCCUAUCCCAGAAUUCCUCCCGUCUCACCACUCCCAGAAACUCAGUGACGUUGCCCCCGGUGCCUGCGGGAAUCGGCAACAUGGCCAUCGGAGACAUGAGCUCCAUGCUGACUGCGCUCGCAGAGGAAAGCAAGUUCCUCGAUAUGAUGUCAUAGG